Messenger RNA from Rasamsonia emersonii CBS 393.64, 526 nucleotides. RefSeq names its product clathrin heavy chain. Gene Ontology annotation, molecular function: protein binding. Gene Ontology annotation, biological process: vesicle-mediated transport; intracellular protein transport. The record is from RefSeq and is a predicted model, not a curated record. The annotation marks the transcript as partial. Lineage: Eukaryota; Fungi; Ascomycota; Eurotiomycetes; Eurotiales; Trichocomaceae. The transcript has a single exon.
UUACUACCGUGCCUUGAAUUUCUAUCUUGAGGAACAACCGCUCUUGCUCACCGAUCUGCUGCAAGUGCUGACACCGCGUAUCGACGUCAGCCGCGUAGUGCGCAUCUUCCAGGCGUCGGAUAACAUCCCGCUGAUCAAGCCAUUCCUGCUGAGUGUGCAGAAUCAGAACAAGCGGGCGGUCAACGACGCCAUCAACGACCUGCUCAUCGAGGAGGAAGACUACAAGACGCUGCGGGACUCGGUUGAGAACUACGACAACUACGACGCGGUCGAGCUGGCCCAGCGGCUGGAGAAGCACGACCUGGUGUUCUUCCGCCAGAUCGCGGCGAAUAUCUACCGCAAGAACAAGCGCUGGGAGAAAUCGAUUGCACUGUCGAAGCAGGACAAGCUGUACAAGGAUGCGAUCGAGACAGCUGCUAUUUCUGGCAAGCCCGAGGUCGUGGAGGAUCUGCUGCGAUAUGUAAGUUUCGUCCCGCCAUUUCAUUCGAUUCUCGAUUUUGUUUUGACUGACUGGUGUCUGUUGUAG